This is a messenger RNA of Letharia lupina, 2844 nucleotides long. RefSeq lists its product as uncharacterized. Bases 1 to 2844 code for a protein of 947 amino acids. NCBI's taxonomy places the organism in Eukaryota, Fungi, Ascomycota, Lecanoromycetes, Lecanorales, Parmeliaceae. The transcript is spliced from 2 exons. The record is from RefSeq and is a predicted model, not a curated record.
AUGAUUGACCCUGUGACUGCUCUUGGGCUCGCUGGGAAUAUCGUGGAAUUCAUCGACUUUUUUUGCAAAGUCCUCCAUGACACCAAAAGCCUCUAUGGGUCCCGCACUGGUGCAUCCGCCGAGAACGAUGUCAUUGAAGCCAUCUCCGUCGAUCUUAUAAAUCUCAAUAACGCCUUGGCUGCUCCUUCUGAGCCAGGAGCAAUACCAGAUUCGAUUAGAAGCCUGGCUAGUAACUGUAAAGGUGUUGCUGAAGAAAUUCUCGAAAUUCUUAACAAGAUUAAAGUCCACGGUGAUCACGGGAAAUGGAAGACCUUCGUUCAAGCCUUGCGAAGCGUGUGGAAGAAAGAACAGAUUGAAGAACUCGUCAAGCGCAUGGAGAAAUUGCGAAACGAAACGCAAUAUGGCUUGCAAUUAAUGCUCAGCGAGGGACAAUCGGAAAUACAGAUGAUGUUGGCAAGCCUUGUCGCCGAGAACAAAAGAUUAAAGCUAGAUGGAAUGCAACAGCUAGAGGGCCUAGUAAAGGGCGUCCACGAUGCGAUCUCUCAACUGCAAGCUGAGACAAAACGUCGUAACGAAACCGCACGAGAUGAGCCUAAGGCCGUCCAAAGAUUGAGCUCUGGUGAUGCCACGGAAAUGACACCAUCAUCACCAUCAUGGGAGGACAUGAAAGGACUGUCGAACGACAUUUUCAGCUUGGCCGAGGAGGUCAGAUCAUCGGCAUCUGAUAACAUGCUUCUCAACAGCCUUUGGUUCGACUACAUAAAGCAUCGGCAGGCAACUGUCGAGUCCGCCCAUGAAGAGACAUUCAGAUGGGUGCUGGACCCGUCUUCGCCAACAAAGUUCGACGACUGGGUACGAUCUCAGACCGGAAUAUACUGGAUCAUGGGCAAAGCUGGCUCAGGUAAAUCAACAUUGAUGAAGUUUCUGCUCAACCAUACCAAGACAGCAGAAUCAUUGAAAUCAUGGGCGGGGACUAAAGAACUCGUCACUGCGAGCUUCUUCUUCUGGAACUCGGGAUCUAGUAUGCAGAAGUCACAGGAAGGCUUGUUUCGUUCGCUACUGUAUGAGAUACUGAGUCAGUGUCCAGAUCUGACUCGCACCGUUUGCGCUUCCAAAGCAAAGACAUUUCGCCCUUUUGUGAGAGAAGUUGAGCCAUGGAGUCGGGAAGAACUUUGGCACGCAAUAGAGCAGCUUAAAGAACAAAGCGGGGUGAGAGCUAAAUUUUGCUUCUUUAUUGAUGGUCUUGACGAGUAUGACGGCGACCCUGAUCAUAUCGUAAGCGUCCUAGAAAGUCUUCGGAGCUGGCCAGAUAUCAAGCUCUGCAUCUCAAGUCGACCCUACAACGAAUUCAUAGACGCUUUCGGUCGAUCUUCCGAUCCACAGUUAACUCUCGAAGAUCUCACUCGCGAAGAUAUCAGAAUCUACGUUCGGAAUACUCUGGAAGAGAAUUUGCGUUUCAGAGCGCUAAAGGCCAGAGACGACCGCAGUCAGGACCUGGUCCAUGAGAUUGUAGAAAAAGCUCGAGGCGUGUUCCUCUGGGUUAUACUAGUGGUCAGAUCACUCCUCGCGGGUCUCAGGAAUGCCGAUAGAAUCUACGAUUUACAGAAGAGGCUCCAGGAAUUUCCAGAGACGCUUGAGAAAUACUUUGGCCACAUGAUUACUUCGGUCGAGCCUGUUUACCGAGAGCAGACUGCCCAAGCAUUUGAAUUUGCCCUCGAAACCGAACGACCACUCUCUUUGAUGAUGUACUCAUUCCUUGAUGAGGAAGAUCUUGACGCUGUUGCAGCUGCACCCUUCAAUCCUCUCACAACUGAAGAAAUCUCAUCCAGACAAGAUGACAUGCGCAGGCGGCUGAACGGUCGCUGUAAAGGACUACUGGAAGUGGUUAGCAGCGAGGUCGUGAACCUAUUCGGUCCCAGCACAUACACUUAUCGGUUCCACGCACCCAAGGUGGAGUUCCAUCACCGCACAGUCCGCGACUUUCUGCACACGAAAGACAUGCAGAACAUGCUUGUUGAGCACCUCAAGGCCGGAUUUGAGCCUAAGUUGCGUUUCUGCAAGGCAUUGCUUGCUCAACUGAAAGCGCUAGAUUAUAGCGUACUCAAAGACACCAACUGGCUCCCAAACGACCUCCUAGAAGACCUCACACACUACGCCAGUAAGCUUGAGUAUGAGAGUCAUGUUCCACAGUCCAACCUACUAGAUGAGGUAGGCCGAUGUGUUUCAAAGCAGGCAGGUCUCUUUAAGUGGAAGAGAGGCGGACUUGACUUCUUGGAGUUCUUAGCCCAGAGAAGGCUCCAUCUCUAUAUCACGGAAAUAUUGACAACUAGAAUAACACUGACGCAGUCAGACAAGAGCAUCCUCCUAGGUUCCGUUCUAGAAUCUCCGGCGACGAAGUACUUCGCAGCAAGCUACGAUCUGAAGAUGAUAGAUAUUCUUCUCCAGCAUGGCGCCAGACCCAACGAUAAGUACAAGGACUCUACGGUAUGGGGUAACUUCCUCCAAUCUUCCGUCAAGGGUCGGUUCGGUCCUACCGACGAUGAUAAUCUACCGGUCAUCGAAUCCCUACUUUCCCACGGCGCCAACCUACAACAGCGUAUCGUGACUGGACAGAAGACCCUGGCCAGGAAGAUGACAGGGAGAGCCGCUGAUCUGCACGUACGCCAGGAUGUUCAAGUUGAUGUUGCCCAGUCAGCUCAAAAGAUACUGUUGGAUCUGUUGGGAGAGGAAAAAACCUCAGAAGUGCUUAAAAAAGCACGAAAGAAUCAAAAGUCCAUUCCUUCCAGCUUGCAGUGGUGGUCGGGACGAUCCCUGCUUGCAUUCAUGCAGCGUCUCAAGAGAUAA